Molecule: messenger RNA, 606 nt
Organism: Pelecanus crispus (Dalmatian pelican)
Lineage: Eukaryota; Metazoa; Chordata; Aves; Pelecaniformes; Pelecanidae
Source: RefSeq, a predicted model, not a curated record
AUGAUUCUACAAAGGGCACCGAUUCAGGCUGCAUUAAGUAGCGCAGCACGGGCGGCAGGUAUUGCUGGCUGCACAUCCCCUACCACUUUGCAUUCUGAUCGCCCCGCUGCCUCCUGCUCUCCGGCUGCAGCAGCCUGGUUUGUAAGAGGCGGCAGGGACGGGAACCGCCCGGCGUCCAGCAGCGCCUUGGCGGAGCGGAGCGGCGCGGCGCGGCGCCGGGAAAGGCUGCGGCACAGGCCAAAGUAUGAAGACCUUGUUUGCUUUAGAGAUAUCAGACCUGGUGCCCCCCACCACUAUCUGGUGGUGCCGGUGGAGCACAUGGGAAACUGCAAAACGCUGAAGACAGAACACAUACCUAUAGUGAAGAGAAUGAUGGAAGUUGGAAAAGCUGUCCUCCAGAGAAAUAACUUUAGUGACUUGAAUGAUAUAAGAAUGGGUUUUCACUGGCCUCCGUUCUGCUCAAUAUCCCACUUGCAUCUUCACGUCCUGGCCCCAGCCAGUCAGCUAGGAUUCUUAUCCAGACUUGUUUACAGAAUCAAUUCCUACUGGUUUAUCACGGCUGAACAGCUGAUUGAGCGACUGCAAACUGAAAAUGCUGCCAGUUGA